UAGCAACCAGAGCAGUGACAGUAGCAACGGCCGGAAUGGCAAAAGCAACAACAAUCAAAGAAGCCCUAGCCAGAUGGGAAGAGAAAACAGGACAGAAGCCAUCUGAAGCCAAAGAAAUAAAACUUUAUGCCCAGAUUCCCCCUAUAGAGAAGAUGGAUGCAUCUUUGGCCAUGCUUGCUAAUUGCGAGAAACUUUCACUGUCUACAAACUGCAUUGAAAAAAUUGCCAACCUGAAUGGCUUAAAAAACUUGAGAAUAUUGUCAUUAGGAAGAAACAACAUAAAGAACUUAAAUGGACUGGAAGUAGUAGGGGACACAUUAGAAGAACUGUGGAUCUCUUAUAAUUUUAUUGAGAAGUUGAAAGGAAUCCAGGUAAUGAAGAAAUUGAAGAUUCUCUACAUGUCUAAUAACCAAGUAAAAGAUUGGGCUGAAUUUGGGAAGCUGGCAGAACUGCCUUGCUUGGAAGACCUGGUGUUUGUAGGUAACCCCUUAGAAGAGAAACAUUCUGCUGAGGGCAACUGGAUUGAUGAGGCAACCAAGAGAGUCCCCAGACUGAAAAAGCUGGAUGGUACUCCUGUAAUUAAAGAGGAUGAAGAAGAAGAAAACUAAAACUCCAUUUUUCUACUUCAUGUUAAUUUAUUUAAAUGUCAUAAGAACAAUAGAUAAGUUUUGUAUAGUUGUCUGUUUUAAAGAUUUUAUGUGGGUCAAAAAAUUCUUAAGAAAACAAACCUUUCCCACUUCGUUUUCCUCUUAACCUAUUUA
Elephantulus edwardii (Cape elephant shrew) is the source of this 761-nucleotide messenger RNA. It is a transcript of the gene DNAL1, whose product is annotated as dynein, axonemal, light chain 1. The transcript has 8 exons. Gene Ontology annotation, molecular function: protein kinase binding. NCBI's taxonomy places the organism in Eukaryota, Metazoa, Chordata, Mammalia, Macroscelidea, Macroscelididae. The record is from RefSeq and is a predicted model, not a curated record. Gene Ontology annotation, cellular component: cytoplasm. Bases 36 to 608 code for a protein of 190 amino acids.